CCACCGUCCAAAAUGACCUCCAACAACCUCUCCACCUGCUGCACAAUCGGGACCCUCCAUGAAGGCAACCCAAAAGGCACAAUCCAGGACAUUGAAAACAUCUCAACCUACAUCACCCACCCGCCAAACCCAACCCCAAGCGAACCCCAACCCGCCAUCCUAAUCCUAACAGACGUAAUCGGCCACCGCUUCCGCAACGCUCAGCUCCUGGCCGACCAGUUCGCCGCCGCAGGCUACCUAGUCGUAAUGCCAGACCUGUUCACCGGCGACAGCGUGCCGCUCAACCGGCCCCAGGGCUUCGAGAUCAUGGAAUGGGCCCAGAACCACCAGCCGCCGCACACCGACCCAAUCAUCGAGACGAUCCUCAAGUACAUCCGCACGACACUCGGCUGUCAGCGCGUCGGCGGGGUAGGGUAUUGCUUUGGCGGGAAGUACGUGGCGCGCUUCUUGCGGCCUGGGAUGGGGGCGCUGGAUGCCGGGUUCACGGGGCAUCCGACGAUGAUGACUGCGCAGGAGUUGGAGGCCGUGCGGGGGCCGUUGAGUAUUGCUGCUGCUCAGCAUGAUCCGAUUUUCCCGGCAGAGAAGAGACGCGAGAGUGAGGAGAUUCUGGGGAAGAGCGAUCAGGCUUGGCAGAUUACGGUGUUUUCGGACGUCGAGCAUGGGUUUGCGGUGCGUGGGGAUCCGGAGGUGCGGCGGGUGAGGUUUGCGAAGGAGCAGGCGUUUAGACAGGCGGUUGCGUGGUUUCGGGAGUUUUUGUAGGGGUUUAGAUGGGUCUACUGUAGAUGUGUCGAGGCAAUUGAGAAUGGGAG
Aspergillus homomorphus CBS 101889 is the source of this 809-nucleotide messenger RNA. RefSeq names its product dienelactone hydrolase family protein. The coding region runs from base 13 to 759 and encodes 248 amino acids. The record is from RefSeq and is a predicted model, not a curated record. Lineage: Eukaryota; Fungi; Ascomycota; Eurotiomycetes; Eurotiales; Aspergillaceae. The transcript has 3 exons. Gene Ontology annotation, molecular function: hydrolase activity.